UGGCCGAUGCCGAGUUGGAAGAGAUCCGGAGAGCCCGUCUCGCGCAGCUACAGCAACAGCAGCCAGGUGGUCGCGGGGGAGGCGGGGAUGAAGGACAGGAGGACCAACGAAGGUCAGGACCAUGCUUACCAUGCUCUGAUGUCGCAUAUGCUAACAGCAAUGGGGUCCACACAGACAAGCAGAGGCUGAGCGCCGUUCGGCCAUCCUCUCGCAAAUCCUUGAUCCCGCUGCCGCCGAUCGUCUAGGACGGAUACGACUCGUCAAGGAGUCUCGAGCCACGGAUAUCGAGAACCGUCUGAUUAUGCUGGCCCAAACCGGCCAGCUGCGCCAAAAGGUCACGGAAGACCAGCUCAAGGACCUCCUCAACGCGGUUGCCGAGAACUCUCGCAAGGAAGAAGAAGAGCAAAAGGUUGUGUUUAGUCGACGGAAAGGCGGAUGGGAUGAUGAUGAUGAUGAUCUGUUGGAUUUGUAAAUGAAAAGAUAAAAUGAAGACGUGAAGAGAAGAGAUUAUGUCAAAAGCUAUUCGUUUGAGCGGGAAUCAUCCCUAAUGUCGUUAUACCCAGUGGUGAAGUGAAGACACAA
Molecule: messenger RNA, 582 nt
Organism: Talaromyces proteolyticus
Lineage: Eukaryota; Fungi; Ascomycota; Eurotiomycetes; Eurotiales; Trichocomaceae
Exons: 3
Coding region: 302-472 (56 amino acids)
Molecular function (GO): DNA binding
Source: RefSeq, a predicted model, not a curated record